This is a messenger RNA of Vitrella brassicaformis, 477 nucleotides long. The record is from the annotation of a GenBank genome assembly. Lineage: Eukaryota; Vitrellaceae.
CUAUAAGACAGUCCCUCUUCUGCCACUUGGAAGCCACACAUGAUCCCUUCCAUCAUAGUCAUCAUCACACGCGGCACUGCCCCGCAAGCCCCUAGUCAGCCUUCUCCCUUCCCUCUUUGUCCUCCUGAGCCGCGGUACGUUCGUUGUUCAUUCGCUGCGCCUCCAGCACCACAUAAUUGGCACUCAGCGCCAUCCCAGCCCCAAGGACGAGAUAGCCGCCGUACAGCAGCUGCUCCGUGGCGGUCUGCGCACGCCAGAUGAGGAUCAGCAUGACGAUUCCGAUGACCACAAGCGAGGCAUUCACGGUGAGGAGCACGUUGCCGACAUUGUAGCCAAAGAUUACAUCGAACAUCUCACUCCACGAUGUCAGGGCAUCCUGCUGCGCCUCAUCCCCGGCGACAUUCGACGUGCCUGCGCCAGUCGACUCCGUCUCCUCAGUCAUCUUAACCACUCACCCUCAACUCGCUGCCAUUCUUU